AUGGGUACCAUUCGAGAUCCGUCGCCGUCGUCGACGCUAGCUGCGCGCGAAGCAGCGAGCGAGACGGCAGGCGAGCCGACGCUGCCGAGUAACGGCAGCAGCUCCGAGACGGAGCGCGAAACCUACGACAAGUCUCGGGACGACAAGGGCGACUCGGAUGACAGCGAAAAGGGCUUCGAGGACCGUGGAAUUGUCGAGCUCGACCAGGCUGGAACGAAGCGCCGCAUCCGCGUAGUCGUUGAGGACGAGACCGGCAAGGAACGCCUGAAGGAUGUCGGCAGCGGCGAAUACACCGCGCCCAGAUGGCGCCACUCGCUCCCCUUCAUGAAGCCUAAGCACCCGCCGCCGCCGGCACCGCUAUCCAUGGACGCUCCGCCAGUGACGCCCGAAGUAUCCGCCAACUGGCUCAGCUAUAUGACGUUCAACUGGAUCAGCCCCAUGAUGGCACUCGGCGCCGCGCGUACCCUCGAGGCGUCGGACAUGUACAAGAUGGACGACAAGCGGAGUGCGGGACUUCUGGCGCAGAACCUGAUGACCAACUACGAGCGGCGCAAGGAGAAGGCCACCGCGUACAACAAGAAGCUGGAGGAUCCCAAUACGCCGCUCCCCUUCCCGCAGCGCAUCACGUACCCCCUGAUGCCGCAUCGGGAGAAGCGCGAGGCCGACUUCAAGAACGAUAAGAGCAAGAAGAAACCCAGUCUGGCGUGGGCGCUCUCGGACACGUUCGGCAUGUCCUUCUGGUCUGCGGGCAUUAUCAAGGUGUUCGGCGACACGUCCACGGCAUGCUCUACGCUCAUCAUCCGUGCCCUGAUCAAGUGGGCGACGCAGUGGGAGUACGCGCGCAAGGGACGGCCAGGGGUCGAGUAUCCCCACAUCGGACAAGGUGUCGGUUUCGCCAUCGGCCUCUUCUGCCUUCUCACCUUCGGCUCCUUCUGCAUGCACCACUACUUCUAUCGGUCCAUGGGUGUCGGCGUACUUUCACGUAGUGCGCUUAUCUCGGCUAUCUACCACCACUCCCUGCGGUUGACUCAGAAGGCGAGAGGCGAACAUCCGAACGGCAAGAUCGUCAACCACAUCUCGACCGACACGGCUCGUAUCGACUUCUGCGCUGGCUUCGCACACAUUGCAUGGACAGCUCCCGUACAGUUUGUGGUAAUCUGCGUGAUCCUCAUCGUUCAAAUUGGUUACUCUGCGUUGCCGGGACUCGCGUUCCUGCUGAUUAUGGCGCCCGGACAGACAGUCAUGAUGCGUAGGCUGUUCGCGCUCCGCAAGAAGUCGAUGAUCUGGACCGACAAGCGUGCCAAGCUCCUCCAGGAGAUCCUCGGUGGAAUGCGCAUCGUCAAGUUCAUGAGCUGGGAGAUGCCUUUCCUCAAGCGUCUCGGUGCUAUCCGUGGAAUGGAGCUCAAGUAUCUCCGCCAGCUGCUCAUUCAGCGCUCCGGUAUGAUGGCCUACGCCAUGUCGCUCCCCGUCCUCGGCACCAUUCUCAGCUUCAUCACGUAUUCGCUCACCUCGCACGACCUUGAGCCCGCCACCAUUUUCACCGUCGUCUCGCUGUUCCAGAUGACCCGCAUGCCUUUGCUCAUGUUCCCGAUGUGCCUGUCAUCUCUGGCAGAUGCGCUGAACGCGCUUGGACGUAUCCAGAUCCUCCUCGAUGCCGAGGUCAACACCGACGAGAAGAUUGUCGACUACGACAUGAAGGACGCUGUGGUUAUCGACCAUGCGUCUUUCACGUGGGACGCUGCCCCUCCUGUUGAGGAUGCCGUCGCCAAGCUUGAGGCCAAGCUCGUCGCGGCUCAGGCGAAGCAGGACCGUGCCGGCCGCAAGGAGAAGAAGGAGAAGGCCAAGAAGGCUCGCAAGGGUGACAAGUCUGGCGCCACGACUCCUGCGCCUGCCAAGACGCCCAAGAAGUCCGGCGCGGUCACUCCCGUCGUUGAGGCCGAGGCCGAUGUGCCGAAGGACAUCUUCAAACUGCAAGACAUCAACGUCCGCAUUCCGCAGGGUUCUCUCACGGCGAUCGUCGGUGCUAUCGGCAGCGGCAAGUCGUCCCUCCUCCAGGGUCUCAUGGGCGAGAUGCGCCGCACGGGCGGCAGCGUCAAGUUCAACGGCUCGACGUCGCUCUGCGCGCAGACCCCGUGGAUCCAGAACGCAACCGUGCGCGAGAACAUUCUCUUCGGCCAGCCCUGGAACGAGGAGCGGUACUGGGCCGCGGUCAAGAACGCGAGCCUCGAGCCCGACCUCGUCCUCCUUGAGGACGGCGACGGAACCGAGAUCGGUGAGAAGGGCAUUACGCUGAGUGGUGGUCAGAAACAGCGUGUCAACAUUGCCCGUGCGAUCUACUUUGACGCGGACAUUAUCGCGCUCGACGACCCGCUCUCGGCCCUCGAUGCCGGCGUCGGCAAGGCCAUCUUCCACAACGCCAUCCUCGGCGCGCUCCACGGCAAGACCCGCAUUCUCGUCACGCACGCGCUGCACUUCCUUCCCUUUGUCGACAACAUCAUCGUCCUCGACAACGGCCGCAUCUCUGAGGUCGGCACGUACAAGGACCUCGUUUCGACCCCGAACGGCAGCUUUGCGCGCCUGAUCUCUGAGUUCGGUGCUGUCGACGCCGACGAGAAGGAGGCGGGCGACGAGGAGGGUGCCAUUGAACAGGACAACGAGGACAAGGCUAAGCCCAUUCCCCGCUCCGAGAUGGUCGCGCGCAAGGGCGGAGCCAUCUCGCUCAUGCAGACCGAGGAGCGUAACGAGGGCUCGAUCGCCGGUGGCACCUGGGGCGGAUACAUCAAUGCCGGUCGCGGCGUCAUCAUGAUUCCGACGCUGCUGUUCUGCGUUUCGCUCGCGCAGGUCUUCACGAUUCUGACGUCGUACUGGCUUCUGUGGUGGCAGCAGGGACACUGGGGCCUGUCGAACAACCUGUACAUGGGCAUCUACGCGUGUCUCGGUAUCGGCUCCGCGAUCUCCCUGUUCCUCAUGGGCUUCUCCAACUCGAUGUUCACCUACUUUGCUUCGGUGCGCCUGCACGCGCUCGCCGUGCGCCGCGUCAUGUUCUCCCCGCAGGCGUUCUUCGACACGACCCCGCUCGGCCGCAUCAUGAACCGCUUCAGCAAGGACAUUGACACGGUCGACAACACGCUCUCCGACGCUCUGCGUAUGGCGAUUAGCACGUGCGCCCAGAUUCUUGGUGCGGUCAUCCUACUCGCCAUCAUCUCGCCCUGGUUCCUCAUCGCCGUCGCCGUUGUCCUCUUCCUCUACUGGCACUGUGCUAUGUACUACCGCCGCUCGUCGCGCGAGUUUAAGCGCAUUGACUCGAUCCUCCGCUCCUCGCUGUACGCCCACUUCAGCGAGUCGCUCAGUGGCAUCUCCACCAUUCGCGCGUACGGUGAGGGCAAGCGUUUCGAGGACGAGAACGUCAAGCGCAUGGAUAUUGAGAACAGGGCCUACUAUUUAACGAUUAUCAAUCAACGUUGGCUCGGUCUCCGCCUCGACAUCCUCGGCUCUCUGCUCUCGUUUGCCGUCGCUCUCAUCGUCGUCUUCAACCACAAGGUCGGCGGCGCCCAGUCUGGUCUUGGUCUCUCGACGAUGGUGACUGUCCAGCAGUCGUUCACCUGGCUGGUGCGCCAGCUCGCCGAGGUCGAGAACGACAUGGUCGGCGCCGAGCGUAUCCUCUACUACGCCAAUGAGCUUGAGCAGGAGGCGCCGCAGGAGGUCAUCGAGAAGAAGCCUCCUCCCAACUGGCCCUCGGCUGGCGCCAUCGAGUUCAACGACGUGUACAUGAAAUACCGCCCUGAGUUGCCCGACGUGCUCAAGGGCCUCACCCUCAGCAUCGCCGCCAACGAGAAGAUCGGUAUCGUCGGCCGUACCGGUGCCGGCAAGAGUAGUAUCAUGGUGUCGCUCUUCCGCAUGGCCGAGCUGCAUGCCGGCAGCAUCGUCAUCGACGGCGUCGACAUCAGCAAGAUCGGCCUCCAUGACCUGCGCUCGCGCAUCAGUAUCAUCCCCCAGGACCCGCUCCUGUUCAGUGGCACGCUGCGCAGCAACAUCGACCCGUUCAACACCAAGACGGACGCCGAGUUGUAUGACGCCCUGCGCCGCGCUCACCUCAUCCCCGCGACGGCUGUCUACGCCGCGGAGACGGUCGAGGGUGCUGACGGAGAGAAGGAGACGGCACUUAUGAAUGUCAACCAGGGCUCGCGCUUCACCCUCGACUACCAGGUCGAGGAGGAGGGCGGCAACCUGUCUGUCGGUGAGCGUUCGCUCGUCUCCCUCGCCCGCGCCCUCGUUCGCGACCCCAAGGUCCUCGUUCUUGACGAGGCGACCGCGAGCGUCGACCUGGAGACCGACGCCCGCAUCCAGGAGACGAUCCGGCAAGAGUUCGGCGACAAGACGCUGCUCUGCAUUGCGCACCGUCUCCGCACCAUUCUGUCCUACGACAAGAUCCUCGUCAUGGCCGAGGGCCGCGUCGAGGAGUUCGACACCCCCAUGGCCCUCUUCAACAAGGGCGGACACUUCCGCGAGAUGUGCGACAAGUCUGGCAUCGGCAUCGACGCCAUCACGGCCGCGUCCCAGGUCCGCUUCGAGAGCAUCCAGGCUGCGUCGCCGAAGGUUCAGACCGCGCAGAUCGCUCCGGACAACACGACCGGGUACGACGUGAACGAGAAGGCUCAGUAG
Trichosporon asahii var. asahii CBS 2479 is the source of this 4662-nucleotide messenger RNA. Its product is annotated as ATP-binding cassette transporter protein YOR1. The record is from RefSeq and is a predicted model, not a curated record. The transcript is spliced from 5 exons. Bases 1 to 4662 code for a protein of 1553 amino acids. Gene Ontology annotation, biological process: transmembrane transport. Gene Ontology annotation, molecular function: ATP hydrolysis activity; ABC-type transporter activity; ATP binding. NCBI's taxonomy places the organism in Eukaryota, Fungi, Basidiomycota, Tremellomycetes, Trichosporonales, Trichosporonaceae. Gene Ontology annotation, cellular component: membrane.